ACUGGGAAGUGGAUUUUGGGGGGUGGGAAGGCGGCAAACCACUGUCGGAUUUAAAGGGCCUCCAGAAAAAGCACUGGGAGAGAUCUCUGCUUAGGGGGUAGGCAGUUCAAGGUUAAGAUGAUGUGAAUGCCCAGAAAGCAGCAGAGGCCCUGGGGGAAAAGGCAAGGAGGCAAGGGAAGCUCAGAGUCACCAAGGAGCAACUGCCUUUCAUUAAGAUUGACCCUUCAGAAAGGUCAUCAUCCCUGACUGAGUCUUCACACUGAGCUAAGACUGCUUCCCUGAGGGAGCACUGCACCAGAGAGCUCCGAGAUUUUUCUGAAGAAAAAUUCCAUGGGGACUGUACCUGACCCUUUGAGAUCGGCUAAAACUUCCUUGAUCACAGCUUCUGGAAAAGAGGAGGAUCUAGAAGUGCAGCCUGCCUCACCUCGGGCUCCACCAGCCCUCCUGUGUAAGAACACCAAUGGCCUCUCUGGGCCUCCUGAAGAGCCAGUCCUCAGCCCCAGGGCAGCUGCUGAGGCCCUGAUGCAGGCCUGUGAGCAUGAGACCACCCAGCCGGACAUGUCUUCUCCUGGUAUCUUCAAUGAGGUGGAAAAAGUGUCUUCCGCGUGCAACUCUCCUGGCCAUACCCAGCUGCCAGGAAGCUGCGAGCCCACAGCGCCAGCCCCGUGUUCUACAGCAGGAAAGGAUCUAGACGAAGCAUUGACCAUGCCAGCCAGUCAGCAUGCCUACCAGGCCAUCCCAGGUGCCCAGCUCAAGGCCAGCCCCUCAUCAGGACCUGAAGAUACACUGCUGAAAACACUGAGAACUUCCUCAGAAGGAGAGCAAGCUGAAACGUCAAGCUGUCCGGCGGGCAGCACCCGGGGCAACAGCGAAGCUCAAGUGCCCUGUGAUUCUCCUUCUCCAGAAACAAUCCAGGAAACGGUACAAACUGCAAAUAUGGCAGCCAGGGCGUUCAUUCACACCUCCUCUCCCGUAGGCGGACCUGAAGGGGAAAGGCCAGGAGCUAUGUGUGACCCCCGGACAAGGUCCUGUGAACCUCCAGCAAGAGAAGAUGGAUGCUCUGGGAACAAACAGCCCCCUGCCACCACCUCGGACAGCCAGAGUGUGACUCCCGUGACAACUCAACUAUCCCACCUCACUAGUCAAGGCUCCACGUUUCCUCCGGACCUGGGAAAGGUGCCACUGCCAGCGCAGCACCAGGUGUUACGGUUCAAAGAAGCGAGUACAAUGACCAACCAAGCUGCAGGUGAGGUCAGGGAAGUUCCCAGCAGGGCUCAGCAAGACGCCGAGGUGCAGGCGGUGGCAAGUGUCGAGAGCAGGUCCGUGUCCACCAGCCCCAGCAUCCUCACAGCAUUCUUAAAGGAAAUGCCCGUUCCUGAGCGUUUGGAACCACAGGAGCAGCUUCGUGUCGUCUGCCAUGGGGGUGGCAGUGGGAGCCGCACCGUGGAGGUGUCUGACGACCUCCUGGGCCCCCAGGAGCCAGGUCAGUGUCCAGGCAUCACACCGGAGGCGCACGGCCAGGCGCCUACUGCCGUUUCCACGGCUUUCCAAGGAGAAGGUAACUCGGUGAGGCUACCGGGGGAGGUCCUUACCGUGUCACCGACCGCGGCGGCAGCGGGCGAUGCUCAGAGUACGUGUAAGGAAGCGGGGAGGUCAGCAGGAAUGACCCCAAGCAGGGAGGCGCCCACCUCCAAACGGCUCUCGAGUGUGAAGUCUGGCUCCCCAAAAGCCAGCGCCAGCGACCAGAUUUCUGUCAGCGCAGGAAGUCACACGGCGACAGGCCACCGACUGGGGGGCUCUGAAUCCGAGCCGGCCGAGCUGGCGGUGAACAGCGCGGAUGGCCACAGAACAGACGCACACCGCCAGCUCCGGGCGUCCGGCGGCCCUGCCAGGGCCGAGAGCUGGGGCGCCGCGGGGGACGGGCAGCGCGCCUCUCCUCAGGCAGGAAAGCGGCCGGCGCGUCGGGGCACCGAGAGCCUGGACGGCGGGGCCCGGGCGGACGCCGAGACGCUGCUGCUCACCCCGAAGUCUCGGGAAGGUGGAGGCCCCGCGCCCGCCGCCGGUGCUACGCCGUCCCCCGUGAGGCGCAGCCAGGAGGCGGCGUCGGAAGAAAGCCGAGCGCCCAAGGCGGCCGCCAGCCUGAGCCUGCCGUGUGACGCCGCCGUGGGCGACUCCAGUCCGGGUUCCGGCAAGAGGACCCCUUCUCGCUUGGCCAAAGCCAGCCCGCGCCGCGCCAGCCGCGUCAGCGAGUUCCUCAGGGAGCAAAAGCUCAACGUGACGGCGGCCGCCGCGCAGGUGGGGCUCACCCCGGGAGAGAAGAAGAAGCAGCUCGGCCCCGACUCCAAGCUGCAGCUGAAGCAGUCCAAGCGCGUCAGGGACGUGGUGUGGGAUGAGCAGGGCAUGACCUGGGAAGUGUACGGGGCCUCCCUGGACCCGGAGUCCCUGGGAAUCGCCAUCCAGAACCACCUGCAGAGACAGAUCAGGGAACACGAGAAAUUAAUCAAGGCGCAAAGCAGCCAGGCCCGGAGAUCCAUUUCCUCAGAUACUUCUUCAAAUAAGAAGCUCAAAGGCAGGCAGCACAGCGUGUUGCAGUCGGUGCUGCAGACCUUCCGCCGCCCCAACUGCUGCGUCCGCCCGGCCCCCUCCUCCGUGCUGGACUGAGGCGAGCGCGUCCGGCCUUGUCGGCGGCCGCGGCACUCCCGGGGGUCUCGGGGGCCCAGGCUUACCUGGGUUUCUCUUUCGCUUUCUUUUCCCGAGAGACCAGGAAGAGGAAGCGAGUAUUAACGACCGGAAGUUGCGCUUAAGGACUGUUGGGUCCUUCGAUUGGGGGCUCCGUAAAUAGAAAUAGUUCAAGUCGACAGAAAGAACGGGAGAAAAGGAGGAAGCUUCAAUGAAGGUUAACGACCGUAAUUAAGAGGAGAUCAUAUUCACUGGGUUUAUUAUUAUUAUUAUUAUUAUUAAUUAUUAUUAUGUUGCUUCUGGAACUAGCAUUAUUGUUCCACGUAGGUCGUUCCGUAUGACUGCCUCAAUUUAUCACCCUGUGGUAUUGCCAAUCAAAUCCCCGCUUAAUAUUAAAAAUAGCAAAACCACUACUAGCGAAAACACUGUUAGGUCGUUCUAGUCGUAUUGCAAUGAGAAUGCUAUGACCACACAAAAUUUAAACAGAUGAUAAGAACUAUAGUUAAAAUGUGAAAACAGAUUUGACUCACUCUUAGGGCAGGUGACAUUAAGUAAAAGCAUUUAAAUGCAUAAAAUACCAAACAUGAAUUAAUAUUUGUAAACAUCAGCAGGCCAUUGUUUCUGUAAACCUUGUUACACCGUUAUCAAAUAUUAAGAAAGUUCUGUUAGGAAAGUUAACCAAGCUAUUGAAUAUGAAUAAUGCCCACAUAAAACAUGAAUUUAUGUAGACGGAUUUCCCUGCACUAGAAGGGAGGAACAACACUAUGCUUCUGACUAAAUUCGUAUUUCUUUACUCUGGAGAAAGUGCAGAAGUGGAAACAGUGAUCUCCCUACAGUGCAACUGAAUUCUUAGAAGGAGUCAUCGAAUUAUUAAUAAUACUAAAGUUUGUGUUGUACAGGUGUUCUCCAAAAACAUUCAACUGAGAGUGUUAAGAUUUUGGUAAGGAAUUAUAAAUAGCCAGUCUACCAAACACCCUCUUUGCUGUGUUGAAGAAAAAGAAGUAACAAAAGCAAUAUAUUUAAUUUUGAUUCCUGUAAAUGAGAUAGUUUAUAUUUUUCUUUUGACUUGCUUGUCCAGUAGCUUCCGAUAGAAAAUGUAGUCAGCACCAAAUAGAGCAGAAGCUUCCUCAGUUUUUGUAUGUACACUAAUAUCAUCUAAUUGCUUAAGUUUCUAAUCUGUAGUAAAAAGGUAGCCUGUGCAGACUUACUGACUUUAAGAGAAAUACCAUCAUAUCUCAUACUUCAAACCCAAUAAAAGAGGCCUUUACUAAAACAUGGUUUGAGCUUCGGGUGGGCUAUAGUUUUUGAGAACAUAGACACCUGUUUGAGCUCAGCACUCACCUGUCUCCGGAAAAGGAGUGUGUCCUUCGUACCCGUGAGUGUAUUGCAGGGCACUGAGCUGGGAUGAUGAGCAUUGGUUUGAGAUUUGGGGGGAGUCUGGAAGAUGGAAAUGAGAUAGGACACUAGAAAAGCGUCCCCUCGCUAGAUUCAUUGUAGGGAGAUCACUGUUUCCACUUUGCAUUUAGAAAAUCAGAUUGUUAAACAUGGUGGGUGGGGUGCUCGCUGUUUGCCUUCUCUGAGAUUGUUCUCCUUGAUGAGCCAGAAAAGGGUGUCUGGCUAUUAUUCUCUCUCUCUCUCUCUCUCUCUCUCUCUCUCUGGAGACUCAUAAAUGUCAUUUGUGCAUUAAGUUGACAAUUUCCGUUUUGGCUUUUUUUUUUUUUUUUGUUGAAUUCUCUUUUGCAGAUUCUGAACAUAUAGGGGGAAAUCAUACCUAAACUUUAAUACCAGAUGCUAAACAAGGCACAGCCUAAAUUAGUAUAUAGCCACUGGUUUCUUUCAAAGCAAUUGGACUAUAUAUGAAGACCUCAUAAAUAGACUCCAGUCAUAGUACUCUCAGAGCCUGAGAAUGGUAAAAUUGCAGUUGUUAUACUUGGAAUUUGUAAUGAAUUUUGUAAUGAGGUGCGUUUUUCUGUUUCUUACCAAUUGGCCUCUAUUAAGAAUACUACCUGAAGGGAUCCCUGGGUGGCGCAGCGGUUUGGCGCCUGCCUUUGGCCCAGGGCACGAUCCUGGAGACCCGGGAUCGAAUCCCACGUCGGGCUCCCGGUGCAUGGAGCCUGCUUCUCCCUCUGCCUGUGUCUCUGCCUCAUUCUCUCUCUCUCUCUGUGACUAUCACAAAUAAAUAAAAAAAAAAAAAAUUAAAAAAAAAGAAUACUACCUGAAGUAGAAAUUGCCAUGAAAUUAGCAAUCAAAUUACUAUUAAUGGUUAGAAAUUUUGUCUAAAAUUCUCUUUUGGCCUUGAAUACCCAUUCGUAGGAGUGUUCAUGUAGCUUUUGUUGGAGAUGUCUUUGCCAGGAUGUAAUCUCACUCCUACCCUUGCCUCACUGCCUGACUCCCUCACACAUUGGCACACACGCUGUGUAUACACAGAGAACACCCUGUGUACACAGUAGCAGCUGGCAACAGUAUCCGCUCCAGAUGGGUGGGCCCCAGGUAAUCCUCUGCUGUGAAGUUACUGGAAUAGGCUGUUACUACAUUAAAAGAGGGGAAGAAAGAAUAAUUUAGCAUCUGGUAAUAAUAUUUAUCUUCAUGAGUCUGGAGUAACCACGUGAAUGAUAAAGAGCUAAAGUUAAAUUACAAAUUUGUAGCUAUAAAUUUGUAAGUUAUAAAAUUCAUAAAUUAUAAGUAGUUCAAGUUAAAAAUGAAGCAGAGGCCUAAGAGAGUUGCCUGUCAUUUGUUGCACAUUAAAUAAACAAAUUAAGAAAAUUACAUUGAAUUACUUAAAACUAAAUUUAGUGCUGUGGUUGUGCCCUUCAAUGUAAGACUUCAUGUUUGAUGAAGGAACUUUAACUCAUUUUCUUUGGUACUGGAACUGGCCUUUCCUUCUUAAUCUUUAAUUGUUUUGUACUUCAUCUUUACUCCUACCACACUCCAGAAAUUGUCAGAAAAUAGUACAAAACCUUUCUUGUUUGGUUGUUUAUUGAAUCUUAAAGAAGGGACAGCUUUUCAGAACAGGUAUGAAAUAGAUCUUCAAACAGAUAAAGAAAGAGCCCAUUAAAGACCAGCCAUGCAUUUGCUUUAUGAUACCCUAAGUACUCCCACCAUAAAACCUUGAUUUGAAAUUUUCCUUCCUCCCCCACCAUUUCUUUUUUUAAGAUUUUAUUUAUUUACUCAUGGGAGACAGAGAGGCAGAGACAUAGGCAGAGGGAGAAGCAGGCUCCCUGUGGGGAGCCCGAUGUGGGACUCAAUCCCAGGACCCCGGGAUCAUGACCUGAGCCAAAGGCAGAGAUGCUCAACCACUGAGCCACUCAGGCGUCCCUCCUUCCCUUCAAUCUGUGACACAGCAUUGACAUUCAAUACAUGAUUCAUGACUCCUGAGGUUCAUUCAACACAUAAAAGUGGGCGGCAGACUCUUUGAACUUGUUUGGCAAUUCCUUAGCUACCCUGCAUGACAGAUACCAGGUUGAAAGUUGGUUUUGUCCUUAAUUUCUUUUAGAUGUUUUGUUCCUUUUAAAUGCUGUUUAGUCAUUGAAAUAUAUGGAGGAAAUAUUUUAUUGAGUAAAUACACAUAAAAUGUUUCUUAACCCAGUAGUGUGAGAGAGAUGAAUUAGAACACAGUGUCGGAAGAUAAUGAGACAUUUAAAAUGUUCAGAUGCUAUACAGCUUACUAAGUGAAUACUAGAAUUUAAAUAUUGAUUUUUCUAUUUUAAUGACCACAAGAAAAAUGUCAUUGCUUCAGCUGUCAUAUGUUUAUCUUCAGUGCUUUCCUAAUUAUCUCUUUCUAGAUUUUUGGCUUUGAUGCCACAGACCAACUGCUUUACAUACAGUAAAAUUCUUAUUUACAUUUGUGUUUUGGACCAAAGGCAUAAGUCAAAGGCAUUAGAUCAAAGAAACCUUUUUGUUUGCAUCCAAAAUGAAGUAUUUAUAAAAUAUAUUGGUAUGUUUUCCUACCUUGACAAGUUCAGCUAUAUUGAAUAUAGUUUGAUUUUUGAUGAUUCCUUAAUCUUUAGAAUUGUCUGAUAAUUGUUAUUUUGGAUACCAGUAUUCUUCAUGCUAUAGCUUACAUAUCAAAUUUUAAAUAGACUGAAGUAAAUAAGCAUGUAUAACAUAUACCCUAGAGGUUGAAUUUUAGAACCAAAUCCUCAAUAGGAGCUUGCCAUUUUAAAGUAGAAAACAGAAGAAGAAAAUGACUUUUGGUUGCAUCCCAGAGUAUUGUGGUUUUAUUGUUCCUAGCUUAUUCUAAUAUUAUUCCUCUCAUUUCUGGGAGUUCCUAUCAUUCUGGGAGUACUUAUAUAUACCACAUGAAGAAUAUAAUAUAAUGUGACUUUAAAAUUUGUUUACAGAGGAUAUAUAUGAGUAUGCUGUUAAUGUAAAUUGUUUGGCCUUUGCUGUAUCUGCUGUUACUGUUUUGCUGCCAAAAUGUGAGAAAAUAUCUUCUAUUCUUCCUACAUAUUGUGCAAGUGUUAAAAAAAUUUGUUCAUUUCUAGUACCAUAUAAUUCACUACAUCCCCUGUCUACUUUUAAGAAUCAUUAUAAAGAAAAACAAUACCUUAGGGUAAGGUUUGCAUAUAUGUAUAUGUGUUUUUACUGAAAACUGGGCCCUUGUAGCCUUGUGUAGGCCUCUACCUGUCUGAUUUACUCGUUGUCUACAAUGCUGCCAUGGAGAUGACGCUGUUUACUCUCUCCUGCUUUGUCCUAAAUGGUAUUUGAGAAAUGAGGCCUGUGAAUUUCCCUUUGUGAUAAUAACGUGGUGAACUCAGCAGUAUCUUGGAUAAAUGAGCUGACCAUCUUGUCCCCGCCCCUGUUUUGUCUACACAGUGAAUCAGAAGGCUUAUCCAUGUCUGCUUCAGUGUUUGCUAUUUUAUAUUGAUAUCUGAGCAUUUUGUUUUCUGUUAGCGAUGUUCUUUGAUGCCGUGUGUGGCCCUUUUGGUUGAAUCUCUCCAAAUGUGGGUCAGCUGCUGCCACCUGGCAAGUAACAGGUGAUAUGCUAAAUCUCCUGUCCAUUCUUGUAACAAUAUCCUUCUUCAUGAAAUUCUGCAACUGGCUGAGUAAUUAUAAGUGUCAUCUGUGCAGACACAUGGGCUUAAGGAGGUCUACAAAAUUUUAGACAUUUUUGCAAAAGGGGAAAAAUAGUCUUGUAAAUACUGAAACAUUUCCAUGAACUUUAUCCUACUCUUAGGGGAAAAAUAAUCUCCUUGGCUACAGAAAUCAGAUAAACUUGAUUUGCAAUGACCAAGGACAAUAAUGAAGAUGGAUUGAGGUGGAAAAAUUCUGUCUCACAAGUAAUCAGUGACAUCUGUCAGAGGUCAUUACAGCUACUUUUAACUGUGAACACUCACCAGCUAAACUACUCACUUGCCACAACCAAAUAACCUCUCUCAAAGUAGAUCCAAUACAUCUGUAUAUAUAUAUAUGUAGAUAGAAACGAGAAAAAAUCCUGAAAAAUUACUGUUGACUAUUAGUUAAAUCAAGGUGAUGAUAAUUAUAAAGAACAUUUAAAUAACCGUGGGCCUUGGUGAAAUGACCGUGGAGGCCAGAAUGGUGCAACAAGAUGUUAUUCACAAGUUUGGUUUUUUGUUUUUUUUUUUUUAAGACCCAGAUAUCUCAGAUACUCAUCAUGAGAAUAAAGACUGUUGAAAAUGAAAUUAAAGCCAAGCAAUAAUGUGCCCAAAAGAGGCAGUUAUACCAGCAAGUGCAUCUGUAUGGGUAAACCAUUAUAUAAUAUGGUUUGCUCCAUGAAGACUGUAACCCACAGGAUAAAAUAAGCAAAGGCAAAUUUUUCUAGAUAGAAAAACUUGUUUAGGCGUUCUAUAAAGAGGUAUAGCAUUGGUGAGUGUUGUUAGGGAUAUGGUUGACAUCUCUGUCUUAAUUAUAGCCAAGACAAAAAAAAAGGAGUCAAAAAGUCUUGCUAGCUUAGAAUUCAAGAUGGCUACAACCAGAAACUUUGUUGAAAUGGAGGGGUUACAGUAAUUACUCUUCCCGGACACUUGCAUGUGGAAAAGCAAUUCAGUUAACUCUGCCUAGAGGAUUACCAGCCUUAGCUAUGAAAAAUGGGUUCCAAAUAUAAAAUAACUAAAACAUGAGUACUCAUUUCAAAAGGGGCCUCAAAUCAUGCCUUACAGAAAAUUAUAUUCCAGAUGGGUGUUUCUAAACACUGAUCCUUCAUCGAGUCCUUUUUCAGUUCAAGUUCAGAAUCGGCUGCAAAACGGUAGGAAUAAGUCACAUACUUUACACUUCAAAAAAGAUACUGAUAAUCAACCAGCAUGGUGAUAAUUAUGAUGAGAAAUACCCUAGUGAUUUGUGUUUAGGAGUAAUAAUUGGGAGAGAAAUGCUAGCUUCUUUCCUAAUGUCUUAUGAUGUGGAGAUGUCACCCAUUUAUUUGCAGGGCAAAAAUUAUAGCUUGCUUUUUGACAUUGCGGCUAGCAUUACUCUUUGUUUAGAAAAUUAAAUUGUCUAUUCUUUAACAAAACUUUUAAGCAGAUAAACAACUUUUUCUGAUUCAUAUCAUUGCUUUAAUAUGUGAAGACUAUGUAUAGAGCAAUCUGUUAAAUAGGUAGAAGGGGCUAACCCAUGUUUAUCAGACUCUCUUAAUGAUUUGAGAUUUUUUAGCAUUUAUUUUAGGCCACACCUUUGAGUAAAUUUUUUUUCAUGUUUUCCAUCACAUCUUAAAACAAUGUCAGUAAAUCAGAAGAUUGCAGGAUUAGAGUCACGCUCCUCAAUCCCUAGAGGAGAGACUAAUUUUUGUUUAAGGACAUCUGGAGAUAGCUUUUCCUGAGGCUGAGAAAGGUUAACAGGGCCUGAAGCUCAAGAAAGAAAUAUAAAAUAAUAAUUACUAAAUUUCUAGAUGUAUUUAUCUCUGCUGUACUAAUGUGUGAACAAUAUGUUGUGCAUAAUACUGUAGCUGGUUGUGGUAUGUCAAUACAUUUUGUAAGUGUGUACAGUCUGUGAGUGGUUAGUUUUCUAUUUUUAUGUGUAGAAAAAAAAUAACAUGCUGUGUCCCAUUUCAAAACCAAGUUCCGUCAUCAGGUAGGCACAUGUACAAAAUGAAUAAAGCUAACAGAAGUGUGCAUAUGUAUUCAGUAACACAAUUUGUCCUUUUAAUUUUUGAAAGUCAGAAAGGGCUGGGUUUUUUUGUUUUUGUUUUUGUUUUUUUUAGUCAUCUAUGAGAGUAGAUAACUAAUUAUCACAAAGGCUGGAUACAUUGGCAGUACAUUGGCAUCUUACUAAAUAUGCCAGGUUAAUUAACCAUGCCAUUAGUCACAGGUAAGGUCAGUUCUUUGACCACCAGGAUGAUUUACAUUCCUCACACAUCCUCUCCAUGUUAAGUGUGUGACUAGGAUGUACAUACUAUGGGUGUGAUUGUGUACAUACCUUGUAUGAAUUAUCUAAAUCCUCAGAGUUGUAGGAAAGCAGGAAGAAGAAACAGGUGUUCAAAAGCCUCAAAAGGGCUAAUCAAUGAGUAUUUUCAUUUUCUACACAUAAAAAUGUAUACAUGGCAUAACUGUAAAUAGCUUACUCACGUAUAUAUAUACACACUCACAAAUGCAUUUUAUUCAUGUUAAUAUUUAAAUAAGUCACAAAUUAAAACAACUAACUGAAAACUGCAUCUUUCCAUGACUGUUCUGUUUCACAUACAUUGAUAUUGAAUCAAAUGCUCCCCAUUAAAUGAUGUUAUUCUCCUUGGUAGCAGAUUUGGUGCUUAGGAAAGCCCAGCCUCACUAUGAAAAUCUAGUUAGUGUCUUACUCAGGCAUAGACUGGUACCUGAGCAGCUUCAAAGGUUUCAUGCUGUUGUUUAAGCACCUAAUUUUAUAUCUGGUAAUGACAAACACUGGGGAAAAUCAAUUAUGUUUUGUAGGCUUCACUUGUACAUUUAUUAGUGUAUUUAUUUGCACGGGCUGAUAAAAGCUCUACUUUUUUUAAGAGAUGUAUCUCUAGAUUUCAAAAUAGUGUAUAAUCAAAGUGGAAAAUGAUUGUAGGCAUUCUCUUGAGAUGGGCAAAACAGUGUUUAGCAACACCAAAGAAGUCAAAGAGUAAAUUAAAAAAAAAAAUUAACAACUGAUUUUGGUAGGAUAAUGGGAUAUGAGUAUUCGGGAGCUCCUUAAAAUGGGCCCAUGUAAUUACUAUUAUUGAUAACAAGGUAAUGCUGUGUGGAUAACUAGAUAACAAGAUGAAAGACAUUAGCCAGCAAAUGUUGACACUGGACAACAUUUAUCAAUUUAACCCAAUUCCAAUCAUUGAACUGAUGUUGCUUGAGGUUCUCUCAUGUUUUAUUAGUGAUCAGAAAGGCUGAUCUGGUUCCUAAAAUCUACUAUAAUUUGACCCUGGCUCCCUGACACUACAAAGUAUAUUGGCUAAGUAUCAGGUUGAAGAUAUAAAUGGAAAUGCGAGAGUGUCCAUUAAUAGAGAAUUUGGUGUGGCAAAGUGCAAAUAUAACCACUUGUCAGUAAAAAGUUAAUAAUAUUUAAUACAUAUUUAUGUUUUAGAGAAUGAAUGUGCCAUCUUUAUGUCUUAGAUAAAAAUAAAAGGUUAACCAAUCAUAAGAACACUACAAUUAUAACUAUAGCUGGCUGUGUUUAUUUAAUAAAAACAUAAUUGUUUCUAAGAGCAGGAUACCUGGAAUUAUGAUGUUUGUCAAUAUUUACUUAAGUUGCUUAAAAGAUAAGUUCACGUAAUUACUUUGGAAGAUGUUUAUUAAUUUAAAUGCCAGCCAGAAAAACUAUAGCUGUCAAUGUGAAAAUCAUUUAUUUAUGUGUGUAAAUGCUCAGCUGAGAAAGACCAAAAGUGUAAUGUUAAAUCUCUGAAGAAACAGUAAUAUUCAAAAUGAUUCUAUUUAUGAAUGUACCAAUAUUAGAAUCUAAAUGUCUUUUCAUGAUGUCUAUAUAUGAAAGUCAUAAAAUGGUUUAUUCAAGAAAGCCGCAUCCUCCAGAAAUUGACCUACCAAUUUUUUCAUUUUCUAGAAAAAAGAUGGAAUGUUACAAUUUAUAUUAGAUCAAGAUUUUGGAAUUAUAUACAGUUCCACUCUCAUUUUUGGACUUUAUUUUUUAAUGAAGGAAGGAAGGAAAUUCAAUGGAUGACUUAUUUUACCCUCAAAAAAUUUUAAGUAUGAUUUUUUGCAUUUCGUUUUCCAUAAUAAACCUUAUAUAGAUUAAAAUUUA
Molecule: messenger RNA, 11832 nt
Organism: Canis lupus familiaris (dog)
Lineage: Eukaryota; Metazoa; Chordata; Mammalia; Carnivora; Canidae
Gene: GPRIN3
Product: GPRIN family member 3
Exons: 2
Coding region: 331-2661 (776 amino acids)
Biological process (GO): neuron projection development
Cellular component (GO): plasma membrane
Source: RefSeq, a predicted model, not a curated record